GCGCGCGCCGCCGGGCCGCGCGGGCGCGCCGCUUCUGCUUAAAUAACGGCGGGGGAGGCCGCGGUCGGUCUCAGUCGCCGCCGCCAGCUCUCGUACUUUGUUCUUCCGCCGCUCCGCUGUCCCAUUUCUCUGCCGGUCGCAAUGGAAGAAGAGAUCGCCGCGCUGGUCAUUGACAAUGGCUCCGGCAUGUGCAAAGCGGGUUUUGCUGGGGACGACGCUCCCCGAGCCGUGUUUCCUUCCAUCGUCGGGCGCCCCAGACACCAGGGCGUGAUGGUGGGCAUGGGCCAGAAGGACUCGUACGUGGGCGACGAGGCCCAGAGCAAGCGUGGCAUCCUGACCCUGAAGUACCCCAUUGAGCACGGCAUCGUCACCAACUGGGACGACAUGGAGAAGAUCUGGCACCACACCUUCUACAACGAGCUGCGCGUGGCCCCGGAGGAGCACCCAGUGCUGCUGACCGAGGCCCCCCUGAACCCCAAGGCCAACAGAGAGAAGAUGACUCAGAUUAUGUUUGAGACCUUCAACACUCCGGCCAUGUACGUGGCCAUCCAGGCCGUGCUGUCCCUCUACGCCUCUGGGCGUACCACUGGCAUUGUCAUGGACUCUGGAGACGGGGUCACCCACACGGUGCCCAUCUACGAGGGCUACGCCCUCCCCCACGCCAUCCUGCGUCUGGACCUGGCUGGCCGGGACCUGACCGACUACCUCAUGAAGAUCCUCACCGAGCGAGGCUACAGCUUCACCACCACGGCCGAGCGGGAAAUCGUGCGCGACAUCAAGGAGAAGCUGUGCUACGUCGCCCUGGACUUCGAGCAGGAGAUGGCCACCGCCGCAUCCUCCUCUUCUCUGGAGAAGAGCUACGAGCUGCCCGAUGGCCAGGUCAUCACCAUUGGCAACGAGCGGUUCCGGUGUCCGGAGGCGCUGUUCCAGCCUUCCUUCCUGGGCAUGGAAUCUUGCGGCAUCCACGAGACCACCUUCAACUCCAUCAUGAAGUGUGACGUGGACAUCCGCAAAGACCUGUACGCCAACACGGUGCUGUCGGGCGGCACCACCAUGUACCCAGGCAUUGCCGACAGGAUGCAGAAGGAGAUCACCGCCCUGGCGCCCAGCACCAUGAAGAUCAAGGUGAGUCGAGGGGUUGGUGGCCCUCUGCCUGGCUCGGGAGACCUGACUGGGGGGGGCGCUCUGCGAGCUGAAGCCAUGCCUGGCUGUCUUUGCAGAUCAUCGCACCCCCAGAGCGCAAGUACUCGGUGUGGAUCGGCGGCUCCAUCCUGGCCUCACUGUCCACCUUCCAGCAGAUGUGGAUUAGCAAGCAGGAGUACGACGAGUCGGGCCCCUCCAUCGUCCACCGCAAAUGCUUCUAAACGGACUCAGCAGAUGCGUAGCAUUUGCUGCAUGGGUUAAUUGAGAAUAGAAAUUUGCCCUUGGCAAAUGCACACACCUCAUGCUAGCCUCACGAAACUGGAAUAAGCCUUCGAAAAGAAAUUGUCCUUGAAGCUUGUAUCUGAUAUCAGCACUGGAUUGUAGAACUUGUUGCUGAUUUUGACCUUGUAUUCAAGUUAACUGUUCCCCUUGGUAUUUGUUUAAUACCCUGUACAUAUCUUUGAGUUCAACCUUUAGUACAUGUGGCUUGGUCACUUCGUGGCUGAGGUAAGAACGUGCUUGUGGAAGACAGGUCUGUGGCUUGGUGAGUCUGUGGCCAGCAGCCUCUGAUCUGUGCAGGGUAUUAACGUGUCAGGGCUGAGUGUUCUGGGAUUUCUCUAGAGGCUGGCAAGAACCAGUUGUUCUGUCUUGCAGGUCUGUCAGGGUUGGAAAGUCCAAGCCAUAGGACCCAGUUUCCUUUCUUAGCUGAUGUCUUUUGCCAGAACACCGUGGGCUGUUACUUGCCUUGAGUUGGAAGUGGUUUGCAUUUACACCUGUAAAUGUAUUCAUUCUUUUAAUUUAUGUAAGGUUUUUUUUGUACGCAAUUCUCGAUUCUUUAAAGAGAUGACAACAAAUUUUGGUUUUCUACUGUUACGUGAGAACAUUAGGCCCCAGCAACACGUCAUUGUGUAAGGAAAAAUAAAAGUGCUGCCGUAACCGA
This is a messenger RNA of Gorilla gorilla gorilla (western lowland gorilla), 2083 nucleotides long. RefSeq names its product actin gamma 1 (gene ACTG1). The record is from RefSeq and is a predicted model, not a curated record. NCBI's taxonomy places the organism in Eukaryota, Metazoa, Chordata, Mammalia, Primates, Hominidae. The transcript has 5 exons. The coding region runs from base 142 to 1404 and encodes 420 amino acids.